CACCUUAGCGGGACGGCAACAACCUCUUCCGGGUUCACACCAUUCACUCGCUCUACUCGAUUGAAGAUGAAUCUAAUGAAGGCAUAAUUUUUGUCCAUAACCGCGUUUCCCCGCAGAAGGGAUUAACUGUAGGUGAAUUUCUGCAUUGAAAAGCUUUUGUUGAAUAUUGUUUUUUUUUUGUGACGCCGCUGUUGGUUUAGCUCAUAGUACUCCGUGUUAGCUCAACAUGUCUGCGGAGGAAGCGGACAAAACGAUCACCACUGAUGCUAGCGCAGGAGAUGAGGAGGAGGAAUGGCUGUACGGAGAUGAGUCUGAGAGCAAAGAUGAGGACGAAGAAGCCAAACUGAAUGCUGCAGUCAGUGCACCUGCUGAUGCUUCAAUAGAGGAUGCUGCAGCGCAUGCUACAGGGAAUGGAGUGGCCUCUGAGGCCACAGGUGAAGUUGAGGGUGAUGGUGAGGGCGAAGGUGCAGGCGAGGAUGUUGACAGCGACAGUGAUGAUGACGACGACGAUGUCCGCGUUACCAUUGGAGACAUAAAAACUGGAGCGCCACAGUACACAACUUAUGGCGCUCCACCUGUCAAUCUCAACAUAAAGACAACAGGCUCCAGACCGUAUGGACAAGCCUCCAAGAUGAAGGGAGUGGAUCUGGAUGCUCCUGGUAACAUUAACGGGGUUCCAGUGCUGGAGACGGAAGUGGAGUCCUUUGAAGAGAAACCCUGGAGAAAGCCAGGAGCGGAUCUUUCAGACUACUUUAACUACGGCUUCAAUGAAGACACAUGGAAGGCUUAUUGUGAAAAACAGAAGAGACUGCGCAUGGGCCUGGAGGUCUCUACUAUCGGCUCGGUGGCGAGCAAGAUCACUGUUCAGCAAGGCAGGACAGGGAAUGACAAGGACAUGAUGUCCAGUUUGCCUGUUCACACGUCAAAGCCAGACUUCACAUCUCCGAUCAGCCUGUACAAGCCCACUGUCAGUCAGCUCACCAGGAUCUCUCCCCCUCAGUGGCCCGGUCCGCCUCCUCAGGACAUGUCCUAUUAUACGAAGACGAGUGGUACUAUAGAUGUGAUCGGUGGAGGGACGGCCACCAUCAGCAGGGUUGAAGGGCGACGCAGACACAAUCUAGAAGGCAACAAUAUCCAGGUGAUCGCCGAGCAGUCGGAUGCCGAACCGGCUCCAGCCAAGAUUCCCCCCUUCUUCCCUCCUGGACCCAUACCCCCAAACAUCCCCCCACCUCCGUUCCUCCCUCCGCCACCCAACGUCAACGCUGCACCCCCGCUCAUCCCCCCACCCAGGUUGCCCAUCACUGUUCCUCCUCCUGGUUUCCCCCCUCCACCUAGUGGCCCCCCUCCUGCUAUCAUCCCCACUAUGGACAGUGGCCACCCUGGAGGUUAUGAUGGCCGCCCUGUCCCUCCCUACCCAUUCCCUCAAGGCGCAUACCCUCCGCCCAUGCCUGGAGGUGGGCCUCUCACCUGGCCCCCCAUGUUGGACAACUCUAAACCCUGGGAAUACUACCCCCGUCGAGAGGACAAGAGAGAGAAGGAGAGAGAGAGGCCCAGAGAGAGGACACAUGAGCGGGAGAGAGAGAGGGAGCACAGCCCUUCAGCUAUGAGCUACACCAGUGACGAGGAGCGGUUUCGCUACCGCGAGUACCAGGAGCGUGGUUAUGGGGAGCGGCAUCGUGAGCGGUCGAGCCGAGAGAAGGAGGAAAGACACAGAGAGAGACGGCACCGAGAGAAGGAGGAGGGACGCCACAAGACCUCUCGCAGCAGUAGCAGGCGGAGGCACGAGAGCGAGGAGGGCGACAGCCACCGGAGGCACAAACACAAGAAGAGCAAGAGGAGCAAGGAGGGCAAAGAGGCCGGCGAGGAGAUCAGCGCAGACCAAGAGAACCAGGAGGCCAUGGAGUAGCGAUCGCCAGCCCCCGCGUUGUCCUCUCCCCGUCUGUCUCUGGGUCUCCGUCUGUCCCGCCGUGUCUCCCACCAAGAUGAGAAAGAAGGAAUGGGGGAAGAUGAGCACAGACCAACAAAACCAGAAAGUGGCAGAGCGAUCGAUGCGUCCUGUCACGCCCCUCUCCAUCAAUCACUGUUGUCCUCCAUCCUGCUGCCGUUCAUCACCCCGAGCGGAGAACGGAUGGAGCAGAGGAGGUGGUAAACAAGGGUGGUCGUCCUGUUUAGUCCAUCCGUCUUUCCAUCAAUAGCUGACACCAGACAAGCCGUCAAUCUGUCCCCCCCCCCUCUCGUUUCUCCCCGGCCCUCCUCUCAGAGCACUGCUGUAACCGUUAGGUCAUGCUCAGAGAUUUCACUGUAUAGUCCCAAUGAUCAGCAGAUUCAGCUCUUUUUCAUUUAUUUGUUCUUGUUCUGUAUGAAGACAUCUAUCGAGUCAGUUUGUUGAGUUCAAUUAAAAAAACACUUUUGAUAACA
This is a messenger RNA of Anarrhichthys ocellatus (wolf-eel), 2418 nucleotides long. RefSeq names its product FIP1 like 1b (S. cerevisiae) (gene fip1l1b). The record is from RefSeq and is a predicted model, not a curated record. The transcript has 16 exons. NCBI's taxonomy places the organism in Eukaryota, Metazoa, Chordata, Actinopteri, Perciformes, Anarhichadidae. Gene Ontology annotation, cellular component: mRNA cleavage and polyadenylation specificity factor complex. Bases 227 to 1906 code for a protein of 559 amino acids.